AUGGCGUCCCUGGCCCAAAGCACGGACCAUCGCCUCCCGGGUCGUGCCGGGGGGAAUCGGUGGAAAUCUGGCCUGAAAAAUGACUUGGCACUUAUGAUGGCAACCCAUAGCUUGAGCAAUAGUGUCACAACUCACUAUCAGCUAUAUGCCCUCAAUAGUGGCUGUGAAAUAGUCCUCCUUAUCCUCCUCCUUGUCUCCUACAUGGAACUGCAAGGAGCGGUCCUCAUCAGUUCCAGGCGUAGAGUCAGUUCGUGCAGAGCAGAGGUCGGUCUUCUUCACUCUUCCGGGUCUUCAGGGCUUGGCUUAGAUCAAUUCGUCAUUGUUUUCAUCGAUGAUAUUCUGGUUUAUUCUAAGACGGAGGAAGACCAUGCUAGACAUCUUCGCAUAGUGUUGCAGACACUUCAUGAGCACCAGUUCUAUGGCAAGUUUGAAAAGUGUGACUUUUGGCAACAAGAAGUGAAAUGUCUGGGUCAUAUGGUGUCAGAAAAGGGGAUAGUGGUGGAUCCAACCAAGGGGUUUUUGAAGAUAGCGGAACCACUCACCCAUUUGACUAAGAAUGGUGUAUCGUUUGUAUGGGAUGAGCAUUGUCAGACUGCGUUUGACACACUGAAGAGCAAGUUGACUUCUGCACCUGAAGAAGGAUCGAUUUCUUAUGGGUCUCAUAAGCUUAAGCCUCAUGAGCUUAACUAUCCGACACACGAUUUGGAGUUAGCAGCUGUGAUCAAGCAAAUCCCUCCCUAUGCAAAAUUUCUCAAAGAUUUGUGCACUCAAAAGCGCACUUCUAAAAAUCAUUUGCCAAAAAAAGUGAGGUUGACUGAAAAUGAUGACGCAAAGCCUACUAGAGAGGUCCAGCGCCGGUUAAAUCCAAACAUGAAGGAAGUGGUCAUGAAAGAGGUGAUCAAAUUGCUAGAUGCGGGAAUCAUCUAUCCUAUCUCUGAUAGCAAGUGGGUGAGCCCCACACAAGUUGUCCCCAAGAAAUCCGGGCUCACCGUUGUUGAAAAUUCAGCGGGUGAGCUCGUGCCACAACGAACCACCACCGGGUGGCGUGUGUGCAUUGACUAUCGUAAACUCAACUCAUCAACUAGGAAGGAUCAUUUCCCACUCCCAUUUAUUGAUCAAAUCCUAGAAAGGUUAGCCGGCCAAAGCUUCUAUUGUUUUCUUGAUGGUUAUUCCGGCUAUAACCAAGUGGCCAUCGCCCCCCAAGAUCAAGAGAAAACAACAUUCACAUGUCCCUUCGGUACUUUUGCCUAUCGACGCAUGCCUUUUGGUCUAUGCAAUGCACCGGCAACGUUCCAAAGGUGCAUGAUGUCCAUAUUCUCCGAUAUGGUUGAAAGGUUCUUGGAAGUUUUUAUGGAUGACUUUUCCGUAUUUGGCUCCUCCUUUGACUCGUGUCUCAAAAAUUUAUCUCUUGUGCUCCAAAGAUGCAAAGAGACGAAUCUCAUUCUAAGUUGGGAGAAAAGCCACUUUAUGGUCCAAGAAGGCAUUAUUUUAGGACAUGUCAUUUCUAAGCGGGGAAUCGAGGUAGACAAGGCAAAAGUUGAGUUAAUCUCUAAUCUUCCUCCUCCGAAUUCCGUCCGUCAGAUCCGUUCUUUUCUUGGCCAUGCCGGAUUCUAUCGUCGCUUCAUCAAAGAUUUUAGCAAAAUCUCACGGCCCUUGUGUAAUCUCUUAGCCAAGGAUGUUCCGUUCAAUUUUGAUGACGCUUGCAUGGAAGCUUUCAUCAAACUUCGCAUUCUCCUCUCCUCUGCCCCGAUCAUGAAACCCCCUAAUUGGUCUCUUCCCUUUGAGAUCAUGUGUGAUGCAUCCGACUAUGCAUUAGGGGCGGUUUUGGGCCAACGUGUGGAUAAACUUCCGCAUGUCAUUUAUUAUGCUAGCAAAACUCUCUGCAAUGCCCAAUUGAACUACACCACCACUGAAAAAGAAUUGCUAGCUGUGGUGUACGCCUUGGAUAAAUUUCGCUCCUAUCUUCUUGGCUCCAAGGUCAUCGUCUUUUCAGAUCAUGCCGCUCUUAGGCAUUUGUUAGCGAAAAAAGAGACAAAACCCCGCUUAAUUCGAUGGAUCCUCUUACUUCAAGAGUUUGACAUUGACAUCCGGGACAAAAAAGGGACCGACAAUGUUGUCGCCGAUCAUCUCUCUCGCUUACUUAUUGAGAAAUCUUCAGAAUUUGCAGCCAUCCGUGAUUCCUUUCCGGAUGAGCAACUUCUUCAAGUUUCACAUUCUACUCUUCCGUGGUUUGCGGAUAUUGUCAAUUAUCUUGCGGUUGGCAAAAUUCCAGCUCAUUGGUCCAAACAAGAGAGGGACCGGUUUUUCUCCCAAGUCAAGCAUUUCUUUUGGGAAGAUCCGGAAUUAUUCAAGUAUUGCCCGGACCAAAUCAUCCGGCGAUGUAUUCCUAAAACCGAAACGAGUGGUCAAGUAGAGAUUUCUAACCGGGAGAUUAAGCACAUUUUAGAAAAAACGGUUAGACCGGACCGCAAAGAUUGGUCAUUACGGCUAAACGAUGCACUUUGGGCUUACCGGACAGCUUAUAAGACACCCAUUGGCAUGUCACCAUAUCGACUUGUCUUUGGCAAAGCAUGUCAUCUCCCGGUAGAAUUAGAGCACCGUGCUUAUUGGGCCGUAAAAAGGUUCAAUUUUGAUCUCAAACAAGCCGGCUCUAAUCGUGCGUUGCAAUUAAAUGAACUUGAGGAAUUGCGUAAUGACGCGUAUGAAAAUGCAAAAAUUUACAAGGCAAAGACUAAAGCUUUUCAUGACAAACACAUUGUCAAAAAGUCUUUUGCCCCGGGACAAAAGGUCUGGCUUUUCAAUUCCCGCUUGAAGCUCUUUCCCGGUAAACUCCGGUCAAGAUGGGAUGGUCCAUACAUUGUCACUACCGUCUUUCCUCAUGGAGCAAUCAAACUUCAUGAUCCUGCAAGUGGAUCACUC
Molecule: messenger RNA, 2919 nt
Organism: Cornus florida
Lineage: Eukaryota; Viridiplantae; Streptophyta; Magnoliopsida; Cornales; Cornaceae
Exons: 8
Molecular function (GO): nucleic acid binding
Source: RefSeq, a predicted model, not a curated record